CAUUGCCCACUCCCUCCUCAAACAUCCUCUUCACCAUAUCUCCUCUCUCACCUUUCUUAAUUUCCCUCUGUCUGCAACUCGCACCAGUGCGCGGUCCCCUGCCUCACUCUCCGCUGGAUGCUGUUGCUUUGCUUCAUUGAGUGAAUCUGGUUCCUACUUCUUCUUCUUCUCUGGUGUCUGCUGGUUCCUGCUGAAAGCCGAAUUUAUUGAAUUCUGCAACUGAAGAUGUCAACUCGUGAUUCUCUCUGCAAGAGCUUGCCUUUUUCUGCUUUCCCUUUGAAAAGGAUUGAAGAAGAGGGCGCGGCCGCUGGGGCUAUACUGGCUAGUUCGCUUCGGACAACUCUGUCAGCGGACAUCUCGUCGAAGAAAUGGCUGGCGCAGAAUGGGUUAGCGUCCUCUCCGGUCAAAAAAUCUGCAUCUUCUGGCGAUUUUACGAGGGUCUUCCUAGUGGAUUCGUCGUCUUCUUCGUCGGAAGGCGAAGAAGAGUAUGAUGAAACAGAGUAUGAAGAAACAGAGGAAUUCAUCACGAAGCAAGAGGAGGAGGACAACGACGACGAAAGGCCGGGGCAAUUUGAUGUCUGGAACUCAAUUCUGGCCAAGAAGGCCGAGGAUUCCUCAAAAUCUGAACCGCUUCCGCCUCCGUACGUUCACCCUCUCGACAAAAGAUCGAGCUCCAUGAGCGAGAAGAGCCUGGAAAUCUGUACCGAGAGUCUCGGAUCGGAGAAUGGUUCCGAAGGAUUCUUCCCAUGUCCGCCAUGGGAGAUGGAGAACACUGAAGAGGAUAAGAAAGAAGAGAAACAAGAGAAAGAAUCGCAAUUUUUCGAAGCGGAGGAAGCGCGAGUCGAGAAGUGUAAGAAUUCGCAAACUCCAUCCUUCCCUCCGCCCCUUCCUUCCCUGUUUCCAGAUAGCAACAGGUCGUCGCUGUGCAUGCGCCCCCAUCGCGAGAAUGGCCGCUUGGUUCUCGAAGCUGUGCCUUCUCCUUCGCAGAACUGCAUGCACAUCCACCGCCAAGACGGCCGCCUUCUUCUGGGUUUCGCCGGUACUACCCCGCCGGAAAACCAGAACAUCAACGAAGAAGAGGAAGAAGAGGGAGAAGAAGAGGCUGCUGAGGAAAUAAAGAAAGAACAUGGAGAGCUGGACAUGGGAAUUGCGAUGGGGGAAACACCAAAGCUGGUAAGCGGGGUGAUCAAUGUGCCAAUUCUGAUGAAAGAGCUUAGCAGUACUAGUACCAAAUCAGGGAGUACUCCAGAGUCCAGGGAGGUGGUUAGUUUCGAGGAGGACGCAAUUGCUCCACUGCCGAAGUCACUCCCGCCGCGGACCCGGGUGGCUCGACUGAUCGCGCCACCGCCGGCAGCGGUGGCUGCAGCCUCUCUAUUCAUUACUUACGAGUACUGUUGGGAAGGCCCUUUUGCCCACCAAUAUUACUCACCCAUAAAGAACAACAGCAGCAAUACGUUGAUCAUCACCACGAGUCCAAAUGCCCAGCAGCACCGACAAUUGCUAUUGCUUAGUGGGAACGUAAACAUUGCAGAUUACAUAAUUACUCUGUUUAAGGGGUUUAAGAGCCAUGGAAAGCCCCUUCCCUGUUGCAUUGCCACCUCCUAAUCCCUCAUCUCUCCCAGUGUCAAUCUCAAUUUAUUAAACACUGGUACAAUUUACUCUUUUCUCUUUUUGACAACUUGGGGCGGCCGGAUCCUCAGGGGUGAACUGACCGAGCUGCUACAGCCAGCACUAGAUAAAUCAAAGAUUAUCCAAUAAAGAAUCGAAUCUAAAAUCUAUUAUCUUAUAGUCUUUCGGAGUUAUAUACCCUGGUGGCCAGUUUAUUCUCUUUAAGCCACCUUAUAUAUGUAGGAAUGCAUAUGCUUUGUAUGGUCGGUCAUAUGGAAGUCUGCAGUAAAAUAAACAGAAAGGUGGGAAGGAAAGUUUGAUCUUGAAAAGGAGGCGAGGUGAUCAAUGACUUUGUUUUACAUAUAUAGUAUAUGGUUCUAUCA
Molecule: messenger RNA, 1991 nt
Organism: Malania oleifera
Lineage: Eukaryota; Viridiplantae; Streptophyta; Magnoliopsida; Santalales; Ximeniaceae
Product: protein FAF-like, chloroplastic
Exons: 2
Coding region: 226-1605 (459 amino acids)
Source: RefSeq, a predicted model, not a curated record